CUUUAAUUCUAAAAUAUUUAAAAAACAACAAUCGUACAGUGCACAUCUCCCAUGUGAUUUUAAAGUUAAAAAAUCAGGCUCUGUACCUUUCUUUUUCUCUUUCAUAUUUGUGUAUUUUUUAAUUCUUUUCUCUUUCAUUCCUUUUCUUUCCUUCUCUUCUAUUCUUUCUUUGCUCUCAGAAGUUAGGGAUUGUCUUUUGAAUGGUUUUCGGUGGGUGAAGAUAGAGAAAUUCAUCUUCAAUUAGAGUUCAAAUCUGAUCUUUUGUUUUGGAGAUUAUGGAGAGGGAUUUCAUGGGAUUGGGUUCAAAAAAUGCUCCGAUUACAAUCAAAGAAGAGGCCUGUGAUGAGCCUAAGGGUUCAGUAAUGUCAAGAGGUUCAGGGAUGCAGUUGUCUUUCUCAAACAAGGUAUCUGCCGUUCCUCAGUUCCUGUCUUUCAAGGCUGCUCAAGAAGUUAGGCUGAGGAAGAUCGCUCAUGAUCCUCUAGUCUCAUCUGGAUUUAUGGCAAUAUCAACUGCUGAUUCUAACCAGAAACCAUAUUCUGGCUUGACCCAGAAACAAGGGGGAAUCUACUACACAGAGGCAACAUAUGGUCUACAACAAUUUGAUGGGCACCAACCCCACCAUUCCCAGGAAGUGAGGAUAUUUCCAGUCUCCAGCCACCCAAAUGAAACAAUUACAGUUUCUAUGAGCACUCCCAUUCUCCAGUCCCAUCUUGCCUCCACCAGACAGAAUAUAAUUAGUAAUACAGUAAACCCACAACCAUUUGCAGGAGUCCCAAUCAUGGCUCCCCCUGUAUCUGUUGUUCCUCCAUCAAGUUCUGUUAUUGGUACCACUGAUCUUAGGAAUGCUUCCAAAUCUUCUGGAGCACCAUCUCAGUUGACUAUUUUUUAUGCUGGUUCUGUGUGCGUGUAUGAUGAUGUGUCUCCUGAGAAGGCCCAGGCUAUUAUGUUAUUGGCUGGAAAUGGUUCUUCUGCAGUUCAUAGUAAAACGGUUCCUGUGACUCAACCCCAGACAUCUAUCCCACGACCUUGUUCUGCUGAUGCUCUUGCUGGAAACAAUGGUUGUACCGUGGCACCAUUUUCAGGCCUUCCAAGUCAUCUUUCUGUAAGCUCCCAUGUCGUUUUACAGCCAGGUGGAGGAUCUAGUGGCACUAAUGAAGUAACAGCCACCACACAAAUAGGAGCUUCAGCAUCUACUAGUAACCAACCAGAGCCUCCCAAAUUGGCUAGCUCAGCAGGAUCUGCUUGGACAACUCUAAUUCCAGCAGUAGCUGUGCCUCAGGCUCGUAAAGCAUCCUUGACUCGAUUUUUAGAGAAGCGUAAAGAAAGGGUAACGAACAUUUCGCCAUACAGUAUCAGCAAGAAAUCUCCUGAUUCUGGUCCUCUUGCAUCUGAUGGUAUAAGUUUUUCUGUGACUUCCUCUUGAUCCAAUCCUCUACAAGCCAUGAAUUAGGUGUCGGGGCGUUUGGAAUGAGCAACUGCUAUAGAUAAUGUAAGAGGUCUUUGUCGACAUUUGUUUUUGUUCGUAAUUAUGUAAACUCGAUACUUUUGAUGUCAAAUUUUAGGUUCAGUGUAUUAGAUAUAUACGUGUGUGUGUGUGUGUAUAUGUUUUCAGUUUUCUUUUUCGCAAGUCCUUUCAUUUGGAUGUGUCUUCUCUUCCGAUAACAUUUGGAAUACCUUAGGAACAUCUAUUCCAAAAGCAUAAUUUUGUAUUGAUCUGUGCUAAUAAGUCGUCGCAUUUGACAUUCAAAUGAGAUGAGUUUUUGCUAGUACUUUUGUUUUUGGACAAGUUUUUACUAAUACGAGUGCUCAUUCUUGCGUUUCUUUGUGCAAGAGGUUGCAUAAUGUCAGUGGUAGAGGUGGUAGUGUCGGGUCGAUAUAGUUGAUUUAAAAUUUAGCUUAAAAUUUUGCUCGUGAAUGUUAAGAGUAUGGUUCAACAUAGAUUCAUAAUCAUGCCAAAUCGGCACGUUCGUUAAGACAAAAUAUGGGCCAACAUGACAUAUGGUCUGUAACCUUUAUGGGUUGUCAUGCCUAGCAUGGUAUAAUUUAUCAUAACGAAUUCAGUCAA
Messenger RNA from Durio zibethinus, 2066 nucleotides. RefSeq names its product jasmonate-zim-domain protein 3 (gene JAZ3). Gene Ontology annotation, biological process: response to wounding; regulation of defense response; regulation of jasmonic acid mediated signaling pathway. Lineage: Eukaryota; Viridiplantae; Streptophyta; Magnoliopsida; Malvales; Malvaceae. The record is from RefSeq and is a predicted model, not a curated record. Gene Ontology annotation, cellular component: nucleus.